CCUCUCCACUCAUCAUGGAUGUGCUUACUGUGGCCGCUCUCCUCAGCCUCCUCUCUGUGAGCGCAGCUAAACCCCUGGGGUGUGAAGAUCUCAUUCAACCCUUGCCCGUGAACAAAACUCAGGUAUCAGGGAAAUGGAUCGUCAUUGAAGGAACAGCAGAUCACCAGAAAUUCAUUGACAUACUGAAAACAGUGGACAGCUCCUUGAUAGAUACUGUGCUGUCAUCAGAUGAAAGCACUGCUGUCAUAAAAGAAAGAAACAUGAUGAAUGGAAAGUGUCAUUAUGGUGUUCGGAAUGUGACUUUUUCAAACAACACCGGUCAUAUGAUACAUGAAAGUGGUCUUCGGACUUGCUCUGUGGUCCUGCACGCCAGUCCUGACUGUCUCGUCGUGAGCUUGGCCAGUGUGGUUUGCGAGGAAAUCAUCAAGUCACUCUAUAUCUUUGGGAGAACAAAGCAGUUAAGUCAGGCUGAUUUGGAUAUAUAUCACAAACAAGUGGAGUGCCUGGGGUUUCCACAGCCAAUGUUCAAAUAUGAUCAAAAGCAAGGCACCGCUCUUGGGACAGGAGACCAAGUACAUGGAGAUGGUAUCACGGACUCAGAACAGGGGAUCCAGAUGUGAGACCAAGACAGGAAUUUCUUCUGAAUAAAAGGUCGGUCAGUUCGGUUCAAAAUCAGAUAAGCACGAUAAAUGGAGGUCGAAACAGGUCGAA
Molecule: messenger RNA, 711 nt
Organism: Conger conger (European conger)
Lineage: Eukaryota; Metazoa; Chordata; Actinopteri; Anguilliformes; Congridae
Exons: 6
Coding region: 15-620 (201 amino acids)
Source: RefSeq, a predicted model, not a curated record